Messenger RNA from Periophthalmus magnuspinnatus, 2766 nucleotides. Its product is annotated as zinc finger and BTB domain-containing protein 12-like. Bases 184 to 1752 code for a protein of 522 amino acids. The record is from RefSeq and is a predicted model, not a curated record. Gene Ontology annotation, biological process: regulation of transcription by RNA polymerase II. Gene Ontology annotation, molecular function: RNA polymerase II cis-regulatory region sequence-specific DNA binding; DNA-binding transcription factor activity, RNA polymerase II-specific; protein binding. The transcript is spliced from 5 exons. NCBI's taxonomy places the organism in Eukaryota, Metazoa, Chordata, Actinopteri, Gobiiformes, Gobiidae.
GCACUUCCCCUUUUCCUCCAAAAGAAGACCCAAAAGUAAACACAAAUCUUGGUGGUAAAGCCAGCCUGAAGCAUGAUUCAAGACGGAAUCUAGCGGUUCAUAAGUUGUCAUUUGGUCUUGGUGGGACACUUAUAUAUCCUAUAUUUGUGUCAACAGCGAGAAAGAGGACGUAAGUGACCCGCGAUGGAAACUUUGUGCUUUCGGUUGCCCGGUCACGGGGACUCUACCCUGAAGCACAUGGACUCACUGAGAUCGCGGCAGCACUUCUGCGACAUCACCAUCGUCUCCAGCGACAACCAGAUCUUCAAAGGGCACAAAGUUGUCCUCGCUGCCUGCUCGCCCUAUCUGAGAGACCAGUUCCUCCUCAACCCUUCACCCAAACUCCAGGUGUCUAUGUUGUACAGCUCCUCUGUGGUGGGGGAUCUGCUCCUGUCCUGUUACACCGGGGUCCUACAGUUUAACUCCAAAGAGAUAGUGAACUAUCUGACCGCUGCCAGCUACCUGCAAAUGGAGCAUAUUGUGGAGCGCUGCCGAGGAGCACUGAAGAAGUAUAUCCAACUCAACAGCCUCGCUUCUCUGGGGACCGAAGAGGCAGGCCAGUCAAGUCCAGUCAUUGUCACUGGCAGUGUGCAUUCAGUCGCAGCUGGACCCUCCCCAAAACGUUCUUUGACCCCCGAGGUUUAUGACGACAGCCAAUCAGCUCACGGCAGUGUACAGCUUCGGAGUGACAGCCCCUCAGUGGACAAUGCCUGUAUAGAGGUGAAUGAGUCGGACGAGGAGGUCACCGUCAAACAAGAGGACAGUGAUGUGUAUAAAGUGUACAUCUCUGAAGAGGAAAGGGCUCACAGAGACGCAGUGGAGAAAGAAGCACAGUCUGAAAUGUCUCAGAUCAUGAUCGGCGAGGGAGGGAACUAUGAACUGCAACUUUCGGAGGAGCAGCCCGGAGGCAGCAGGGAUACAGUGGAGAACUUAAGAGUUGCAUUCAAGCACCGUCUUAGUGACUUCAGACAGAGUAAGGCACGUGGCCGGGGGUUAAAAAGGAGGAAAUGGAGAGUGUCUGAAUGUCAACAGGUCAACAGUUGGUACGUCACUAACUCCGGGGUGGGACUGGCGUUGGGGUCUGAAUAUAACCACGAUACAAUCAAACCAGGGAGCUACAUCUCAGUCGAACUUCCGCAAGUAGAUUACAGUGUGGGAGAAGCUGACAAGCAGGUAGCGCCACUCGCUUUGGAGGAGGCUGGAGGUGGAGAGGGGGUGUCGGGCUUAGAGGUGCAGCCCAGCGAAGGAGCAGGAGGAGGGGAUGAGUCUGUGGCUGUGGUUGGGUCGACUUCCAGCAAUGGUCCUGCUCCGGUUAUAUGCGAUUACUGCGGUUUAGCGUUCCCAUCUGCGAAUAUAUUAGCAUUGCAUUGUCGCACUUCUCACAUGCUCUACGCCUGCCCGUGCUGCGGCAAAAAGUUCCACCAUUCGGCCAAUCUGAGUCGUCACAUGGCGGUGCACAGAACAGGCGGUAAGUCCCACCCGUGCCCACUCUGCUGCAAGAGCUUCACCCAAAAGUCCACCUUAAUAGAUCACAUGAAUCUGCACAGUGGAGAGAAGCCGCACCGCUGCGCCUACUGCCACGCACGCUUCGCCCACAAGCCAGCGUUACGGCGCCACCUUAAGGAGCAACACGGCAAAACGACAGGGCAGAAUUCACUGGAGCAGCAGGAGAGGGACAGACAAGAGGCGCAGCAAGGAAUUGAGCAAAACUAGUGAACCGAGACUCGUACUCCUAAACUGUGUGACUGUUCUAAUGUGGUGCUCCAAGAUACAUAUGGAUAGCUCAUUUUGGUUAAUAUAGUCGUCUGGAUAUGCUGCUAUAAACUAGGUUAGACUUUUCAAAGUUGGUUUUAAUACUAAGGUGAAAAGGCUAAGGCUCUAUACCUAUUUCAAUACCACAAUGAUAAUUUAAAAAAAAAAAAACACUCUUUAUACAAUAGGAUUUUCAACACAAAAUAGUAGUUCUUUACUAUUGGAUUGUGGUCUACUAGUUUUGGACCAUUCUAAAACUAAUCAGGUAUGGUACGACUUGUCCUAUUUUUGUUUUGAUACUAAUUUUAGUAUCAGUUAGUAUUUGCGGGGUGUCUUUUUACAACCCAAAUUCAAACCCAGGUGCUCAGUAUUCUUGAUAUGUCUGUACUGGCCCUACAUGUCUUAAAUGGGCCAAAUGCAAAGGACAGAUUUUCCUCCAAUAUUGAGACCUUGUGGUGACAUCACUCUGGGGGUGUUCUACAUGUAUCUCUAUGGUGGAAUGUUUAGCAGUUACCGUGGUGACACAACGCACACAUUAGCAAUAACUACUAAAAAAAGUUUUAAGAUACUCUCAAAACUCAAGAAAAAAUGCAACGACUAAGGAGUGACGGAUCAAUAUGUGCGUUCAUGGUCCUGUUUAGGUGAUUUUCAACAAACAAGGUGGGAAUGACUAACUGAAAAAGUGUUGGCUAAUUCUAGCUAGCUUGUGACUGUAAUGUUAUUUGAGAGGGACUUUAAGAACACAAGUUGUAGUUCUAGCUCAGUUCUCAGCUCUUUAUGGUCAAAUUGGGUUAAAAUAAAGCUCAGAUUAAAGUUUUAACAAACCUCAGACAGAGCAGUGCUUAUAGUUAGCGUCACACCCCCAGAGAAUGUUGAUGACAACGGCUGCAGUAUCAGUAGUACUGUAUACCUAAACUAAUAUCAGACUGCUAUAAUGAAAUAAGACAUUUUUAGUCAUAGUUUCAGGGUUGGGUA